Messenger RNA from Closterium sp. NIES-65, 3333 nucleotides. The record is from the annotation of a GenBank genome assembly. Lineage: Eukaryota; Viridiplantae; Streptophyta; Zygnematophyceae; Desmidiales; Closteriaceae.
AUGGGUCUCCACCCGCACAUCGUCGUGCGAGAGCACCAGCUCUACGGCUUCCAAUGCCGCGGGCUGUUCGCGCGCAGCUCUAUCGCACGAGGCGAGGUCGUUUGCGAGUGGGACGAAGAAGAGGCCGCUGCGCGGCGAGUGUACCACGCUCGUGACUUAUCAGCGGAACCCGAUCAUAAGAAGCGCGAAAUGAUGAUUCACUUUUCGUACAUGGUCGGUGACGACAUGUACGACACGAUAACGGACCCCGACGAAGACCCGAGCUUUUUUUACAACCACUCGUGCGACCCCAACACAUGGUACGCUACCCCUACUUGCAUGGUCGCCUUGCGCGACAUCCGCCCGGGUGAGCACGUCACGUACGACUACGCCUGCACGGAGACGGAGGGUAGCAUGCAUGCCGGCCUGCACUGCCGCUGCGGCGCCGCGUGCUGUCGCGGAACGCUCACAUUCACCGAAUGGCGCUCGCACGACUGGCAGCGGCGGUUCGCCGGCCACUGCUCGGCUCAUAUUGAACGGAAGAUGGCCGAGUCGGGGUGGUACGACCCGCGCGUAGUGACUCGUUACAAGGGCCGCGGCGCGGAUGCCUUCAAGGGGCUGUUCGCAUUGGCGAACAUCCGACGUGGCGAACCGCUUCUCGUUUUCGCCGGCAAGCUGGUUGGCCUCGAAUAUUUGCUGGGAAGCGACGAGCGCAUACGAGAGCUCUCGUUGCGAGUCAGCGAUCACCUCUGGCAGGUGCCGCAUCCGACGCGUGGGCCCGAGACGCCCGAUGUCAUCAACCACUCGUGCGACCCAAACUGCAAAUUGGAAGACUCGGUGACGGUGGUGGCCUUGCGGGACAUCGCGCCAGGCGAGGAGUUGAGCAUCGACUACGGCAGCACCAACGCAGGCAUCGUCCGCACCAGCAGCGACAACUUCAGUUGCCACUGCGGCGCGUCGAUCUGCCGCGGGUGGUCACAUUUUGGGGCUGAUGGGGAUACGUUUGAGUUUGGGGCUGAUGGGGAUACGUUUGAGUUUGGGACAACAUCUGGGGUGAGUCAGGGCGAGGAGGUCAGCACGAGCUACGGGCUGCGGGGAAACGAGGAUCUGCUGGAGGCGUAUGGCUUGUUUGGAGCCGAUGGGACAACGUUUGAGUUUGGGGCAACAGUCUCUGUGGCGCGGGGAGAGGAGGUGAGCACGAGCUACGGGCUGCGGGGCAACGAGGACCUGCUGGAGGCGUAUGGCUUCGUGCUGCCGGGGAACAUGUUCGACCACGCCCCCCUGCUGCCCUCGCUCUCCCACGCUGUUCACCUUGUUGUGGCUCUCAUCCGCCACCAUAGGGAGCAGCAGAAGGGGGGUGGCAAAUUCGAAGCGGCAAAUCAUGGAGGCUUGCAGCAGCGAGGGGUCAAGCUAGCAGUGCAGCAGGAGGAGGGACAGAGGGGGUUGGAGGGAGGAGCGGGAGGAGAAGGAGAGGAUGACAUAACAACUGGUCGUGGUGGUGAUGGCGAUGAUGUUUGUGGUGGUGUGGCGAAUGAGGAGAGAAGCAGAGGCCGCUGUGUUGCUGCUGCUGCAGAGCACAAGCCGAAGCCUGCAUGUGAUGCUGCUGCAGCUGCUGCCUGCCCUGCUGCUGCUGCGCCUGCUGGCUCCAGUGAAGUGAAGCACACGUGCAGUACUGCUGAUGCUGCUACAGCCGCCACUUGUGAGGCUACAGCGGCCAAUGCAGCCGGGGCAACAGUUCAUGCUACAGCUGGCAGUGUUUCCAGCCCUUCCCCUCGCAUUCAACCCACCCCCUCUUCCAUUCCUUGGCGGGAAGAGAUUAAGCAGAAGCUGCUGCGCGUGUGGGGGAGCGCUGGUGCUGGUGCUGGUGCUGGUGCUGGUGCUGGUGCGGGUGCGUGGCUAAUUGACGGUGGAGAGAGAAGCGGGGAGGGAGAACCUGAGCGCACGACUAUUCCACUGCAUCGGCUGAAGCGGCAGCUGUGGCGGGUGGCAGCGCGGGCAGUGGAGGCCGUGGUGAGGGAGCGAGAGGAGGAGGGCGGGAAGUUCUACAGCGCAGCUGAGAGUGGCGGCCCACCGUUUGAGCUGAUGCAGCGGAUCAGGAGAGUGAGCGAGGUGGAGGAGGUGCUGGGGGGCGUGGAGGAGAGGACAGAGGCGGACAAGGAGGGCAGGGUGGGCGUGGCGGUGUGGGCGAGAGGGCUCGUGGAGCCCAAUCUCAUCGCUGCCCUUGCUGCUGUGUAUUACUACUUGCAGUAUCAGCGAGGUGCGAUCUCUGGCCGGACAGGUGAGGCGGGCAGGGAGGUGGGUAUGGGCGUGGCGGUGUGGGCGAGAGGGUUCGUGGAGCUCAAUCUCAUUGCUGCUCUUGCUGCUGUGUUCUACCAUCUGCAGUAUCAACGAGGCGGGUGCGCUUGCUGCUCCAUUCUACUUUCUGCAGCAUCAACGAGGUGUGUGCGUUCUCUGGACCUUUCUGUGAUGAUCUACUCUCUGCAGCAUGGAAAAGGUGGGGCUUUGGCCGUGGCACCACUGCUAUUUCCAGCACCAGACAGAUCUUCUGCAGUGUUGACCAGCUCAGCAGUGUACCUGGGAUGGGCCGUCAGCAACAGUACGUUUCGGUUCCUCUUCUCCCCACCCCCCUCCGCGCCCCUGACAUGCUGCUUCAUUCCUUUUUCCAUCCCCCCUUAUACACACACAGACCCCCCUACAGUGUUAACCAGCUCAGCGGUCUACCUGGGGUGGGCGGUCAGCAACAGCUCCUGCCGGUUCCUCUCCUCGCCCGCCCCUGACAUGCUGCCCGCCCUGCAAGCAGCGGCCGACACCGUUCGUCUGCUAGCGCAGGCGCGGCUGCAGCAGAUGCCGACCGGCAUAGAAGAGGACGAAGCGAUCCUGAGGGAGCUGGAGCGGUGCAAGGAGAGGGAAAGGAGAGAGGAGAGUGGGAGACGGGAGGUAAGGAGGGGAGACACAGAGGGAGAGGGAGUAAAGGAAGGCGAGGAGGUGGAAGGGAGGGGCGACGACGAGGAGAGGAGGCGAAGGGAGGAAGAGGAGGUUGAGAGGGGUUGUGAGGAGUGGCGGAGAGGAGGUAGUGGAGAUGGGGAGAGGGGGAGACGCGGGGCAAGAGAGACACUCUCAGGAGGGAGGCCAACUGGAGGGAGGUUGAAACGAGGGAGGUCGAGAGGAGGGAGGUUGGGAGGGGAGAGGAUGACAGUGAUGGGAGUGCGGUGCAGGUGUGCAGUGCUGCUGCCAGUGCUGGAGGAGAAGGUAACAGCGGUGCAGUUCCGAUUGAGCAGGAAGCAAGUACUGCAGGGUGUGGUGGCACGGCUGGGAGCUGCAUGCCCUCCCACUGACAGCCUGGUUGCUUCAUAA